ACCUCAUUGUACCAAACGACACUUUGCUAGUUUCGUGUCCAGAGCUCCUCAUCGUCUUCCAACUCACUCUCUCUUUUUCACCGUCCAGCAGCAGCCGCAGCCCCGCACUUUUUUAUCCUUCAACAUUGCGGGUGGACUUGUCCGUCUUAAGUUUUCAAAAAUUCGUCUCGAUCCGACCCAAAAGUUGUCUACGAUGGCUCGCGUCCUCAUCGCCAUAGCCAUCCUCAUCGGAGCCGCUUCGGCCCAGAACAUUCGCAGCGAUGCGUUUGUUUGCCCGAAGGAAAACGGCUUCUUCGCUCACGACAUUUCCUGUGACAAAUACUGGAAAUGCGUAGAUGGAGUGGCUACGUUGGAAGUCUGCGGCAAUGGCUUGGCUUUCGAUGACACCGACCCCAAGAACAACCGCGAAAACUGCGAUUACGUCUACAACAUCGAAUGCGGGGAUCGUCUCGAACUUGAACCACCAAUCAGUACCCCUCACUGCCCAAGUUUGCACGGAGUCUUCCCCGAUGAGACCAAAUGCGACGUAUUCUGGAGCUGUUGGAACGGUGAGGCCAGCCGUUACCAGUGCGCACCCGGUUUGGCUUACAGCCGAGAAAGCCGUGUCUGCACAUGGGCCGAUCAGGUUGCCACCUGCAAACAAGAAGAAGUUGGAAAUGGAUUCGUUUGCCCAGCCACUGGCGAUGUUGCCACCGGUGCUUUCAGCCGUCACGCUCACCCCGAUGAUUGCCGUAAAUACUACGUCUGCAUGACCGGAAACGCCCGCGAAUACGGAUGCCCACUCGGAACCGUCUUCAAGAUCGGUCUCGAUGACGUCAGCGGUUUCUGCGCUGAUCCCGAGGAAGUCGAAGGAUGUGCCGACUACUACGGGACGCUGGAUCUGAAUAGCCUGCGCAACACUGAAGUCCAGGCUGGUGUUGCCCCAGCACCUGAGGCUGCCCCUGUCAGGGUGGCAGCUGCUCCCAAGAAGCCCGUCACCAGCCGGCCAUCUUUCCGUCCUCGUCCAGUCACCGAGGUUCUCGUGGUCGAAGAACCACUUGCCGAUGAGGCCGCUGUUUAAAUGGACACAAAUUAUAUCGACAUCCACCAACACACUUUCCUUCUUUUGCGCACCUUUCAAUCUCGUGCCAAUCUUCUUUUCACUGUAUAAUUCUGUUUCGAAACAGCAGCAACUAAUGACGCAUGCGUCAAAUCAAAAAAAGGAAACUAAAAGAAUUACGUGACGUAAAAGCCAACUGAAAAACAAAAAAAAAAAACUACGAACUUUUCGCAUUUUCUUCCCAAGUGAUGGUUUUUGAUUACGGCAUCUAAAAAGCAACAUGUUGAUUGAUCCUUUUUUUCUCUUUUUCCUUGUUUUCCUGUCCUUUUUUUAUGUUUUCCCCGUCUCUUCUUUUUAUAGCCAAGACUACUAUGCGGAUAGCGGCUUAGACAUCAAGGCCCUCAGCAAGUUGGGUUUUUAAAAGAACAAGCAGGCGCUCACACAGCGACGAGCAACAAGUUUUCCAGUGUUUGUGUUGGUGUUUUUCAGCUCAAAUUUUCUUUCCUCACCAAUUUUUCCAUCAAAAAAUGAAGAACGGGAUUCUCACAGAAAAAAAACCCAUGACCCCUUUUCCUCCAUCUUCUUUCCCCACUAAUGAUGGACGUCUAAGGUCAUCAUUGUCCACGAUUCCCCCUCCUAAAUUGAAAGAAACCAAACUGUACCCUUGUAUACAGCCGCGUGUAAAUACAAAAGACUGCCGUAUACAAACAAA
Messenger RNA from Daphnia carinata, 1751 nucleotides. RefSeq names its product protein obstructor-E-like (gene Gasp). Gene Ontology annotation, molecular function: chitin binding. The transcript is spliced from 5 exons. NCBI's taxonomy places the organism in Eukaryota, Metazoa, Arthropoda, Branchiopoda, Diplostraca, Daphniidae. Gene Ontology annotation, cellular component: extracellular region. Bases 194 to 1060 code for a protein of 288 amino acids. The record is from RefSeq and is a predicted model, not a curated record.